Ixodes scapularis (black-legged tick) is the source of this 2040-nucleotide messenger RNA. Its product is annotated as sushi, von Willebrand factor type A, EGF and pentraxin domain-containing protein 1-like. The record is from RefSeq and is a predicted model, not a curated record. The coding region runs from base 1 to 2040 and encodes 679 amino acids. Gene Ontology annotation, cellular component: extracellular region. NCBI's taxonomy places the organism in Eukaryota, Metazoa, Arthropoda, Arachnida, Ixodida, Ixodidae. The transcript is spliced from 9 exons. Gene Ontology annotation, molecular function: chitin binding.
AUGACGCUGAAGCUGCUCCUGUUGCCCCUGUUCCUCGCCCUGGCCUGCGGAGAGCCAGAAUACAUCGAGACUCCAGGAGCCUACAACAGGACAAGACCAGGAGACAGCAUGCCCGUGGGUAGCAAGUUGGGCUUUGGCUGCUUGUACCCGAUCUCGUCACCGGUGCACGGCCCGGUGGCGUACCACAACAACCGGCUGGUUUUCGAGCGGUCCGUGGUGCCCCAUGGCGGACUGGUGCGGUUCCACUGUCCCAUGCAGCGCUUCCACAAGUUGGCCGGUGCCCCAGUGGUGCAGUGUAUAGACGGAACCUUCAACGAGUCCCUACCUACCUGCGACAAGGCGCUCUUUGAACAGCGUCUGGUGGCGUACGUCGAGGCGGACUACGUGCUUGCGCCAGGGGGCGUCUUCGUUGUGCCUCCGAACAACCCAGUCGAGAUCACUUGCCGCAGGACUCUCGAGCCCGGAGGUCACGCUCCCCAGUGGCAGUGGGACGUCAACACCAACGUCUUCGUCAAAGAGGGCACAUUCCUGGUUAGUCCGACGUCUGUGCUCCGCCUUCAUCCAAAAGAAGGCACGAAGGGCGUCUUCAUCUGCUACGACGGUCGAGAGGACGUCAUUCUUCGCCUCGAAGCCAGAGGUGACCGCUGCCCCAGCAUCCCGCUGUCGCGAGGCCUCAAGAUGCGCUCCAACUCCAUCAAGGCGGACUUCGCGUGCGAGUCGCCCGCCCUGCUGCAGGGGCCAGUGAGCGUUCGGUGUCAGCACUUCCGUCGCUGGGACAGGGAACCUCCGGUGUGCGUGUAUCCCGAAUGCGCCGCGCCCGUGGUCGACGAAAACGGCCAGGUCCGGGCCCCAGAGUUCCCUUGCACCUUGCCCGAGCUGUCCGGGGCCCUGGAAGCCUUCAGUGGGUUCCGCAAGGUCAGGUCCGGCGACGUGGUCGCUCCGGGCGAGAACGUGCGCUUCCACUGCGCUCCAGUCGGGGUCUUCAUGCUGGUCGGGACGUCGCAGCUGCACUGUGUCAAGGGCGUCUGGAGCGACCAGAUGCCCGUAUGCGCUUUCGGAGUCCCCAACAGCCUGGCAGUGACGAUGACGUCUCAGCACGCUGUGGCUCCCGGUGGCGUGGUGCACGUGCUGCCCUUCGCCCAAGUCGGACUGCGGUGCGUGAGCACCGACAAGAGCCUGCCGCCACAGUGGAUGCAUGACGGCGAAGUCAACGUCACAGCCAGAGAAUCCAGCGACAUGCUGAUGUCCACCAGCAUGCUGACCUUCACGGCCAAUCCGGGCACCGACGUCCGAUUCACGUGCACCUCUCACCCUGAGAGUCGGUGGGCCGACACACGUACGAUACACGUCAUGGCCACAGAACGUGCCUGUCCCGGGAUCUCCAGCACCCGGGGUUUGCGCGUGCGCGCCAACUACGACAUGGCAGUCUUCAGCUGCGACCCCCCGAGCCAGCUGAUCGGCGGGUCAUUGCUGCAGUGCCAGCCCUUCGGCCAGUGGGAUCUCCCUGUUCCGCGAUGCGUCUACCCGCACACGAAGAACACCACCUGCAGCGGUGGUACUGAGCCCGGCGGCGACCCUGACGCUCAAACAGAAUCCGAAGACGUGCCUGGGGACGACCGCAAAAGCCCAGUCGGUGCCGCUCCUAAACCCGACGUUGAGGUGGACACAGAGCUGAACCCAGACUUGGACCCUGUCGCCACUCCCGAGGACAGUCCUCCGCUGAAGCACGUGGCAAAGGUACCCAUGCGAGAACACAUGGAAGUCAUCGAGAGGAAAUAUGCGGCUAACAUGACCGACACCGGCGCAAGAGAACCCCCUAAGAAGAUCACGCUGAAGUGCCCUUCGCCCGACGGCACGUUCCCUUACCCAUUGCACUGCAGCAAGUUCAUGCAGUGCGUCUCGGGGGUGCCCCGCAUCCUGCAAUGUCCAGAAGGUCUGCUGUUCAGCCUGGACCUCCAGAUCUGCAGACGGAGCGCCCAGGAGCUGAAGGCAUGCAGGGACAGACAACGUUUGCUCUUGUUCGGGUUCAAAGAGGAAUAA